Cylicostephanus goldi is the source of this 332-nucleotide messenger RNA. NCBI's taxonomy places the organism in Eukaryota, Metazoa, Nematoda, Chromadorea, Rhabditida, Strongylidae. The record is from the annotation of a GenBank genome assembly.
AUGCUUGCGUGUUUGAUAACUAUUUUGCCAGUCGUAGCUACCGCUGCAAGAUUCGACUGUGAAACGAAGCUCAUUGAUCUUUUAAACUGGAGGAACAGAGUGACUGAACAGCUUAGGGUAGUUGUUGAACUAAAGACUAAUCAUCAUUCAGAACUGAAUUACGACUGCGAAUUGGAACGAAAAGUGAAAACUGGUGGGACAUCCAAUCGUGUUCUACUUGUUACAUUCAAGAAUAUAAAGGAUAUUGCUGCGAAUGCUGGUCGAGAGAUGGAAAAUUUGCUGAAUAACUCCAUGUUGAAGGUAAGUAAAUUUCAACUUGGAAGGUGGUAACU